Molecule: messenger RNA, 2725 nt
Organism: Rhipicephalus microplus (southern cattle tick)
Lineage: Eukaryota; Metazoa; Arthropoda; Arachnida; Ixodida; Ixodidae
Product: nose resistant to fluoxetine protein 6-like
Molecular function (GO): acyltransferase activity, transferring groups other than amino-acyl groups
Source: RefSeq, a predicted model, not a curated record
GAACGGCGAGUUCAUCAAACGUCGACAUGUGGGAGACAACGAUGCCAAUGAAGGCGUCUUCCACUUCUCCGCAUGAUCAUGGCGGGACCGAUUAUGCGAACUUGCUGCGGGAAUUAUUGCCCAAGGUGCUUUCGAGUAUACCAGUGUCUCUAAGGAGAAAGUUGCUGCAAGCCGACGUGCGACCGGAGUGCAUGGCGGGCCUACUUCGGGCCGUACGCGGGUUUCAGAACCUGGAACCAUGGGUGUUCAGAUUGUUCGAUGCGUCUGGCAAGUACCCCACUGGACUACUUGAAGGCGCCCACGUGGAUAUGGGGGCGUUUGACGAAUGCAUCGGCACCGUAGUACGUGACGGCUUUGGGAAUGUGCUUUCGGAAGGCCAGUAUUGCAACAUGCUGGUAUACGUCAACAACGCGACUGCCAUCCAGGAAAUGAUAGAGCCAUUAUCGGCAGUCAUUCACCCAAGGCUAAAGUACUUUAAGGAAUAUCUUUCGACCAAGAAGAUUGCUGUUGGUCGCCUAGCAAUUUGUUUUUUAAACGACUGCAACCGAGAAGACAUGCAGACGAUUUUGGGUUCAGUGACGCCUCCUUUUGUGCGCAUCAAAGUGUCCAACUGCGUCACAGGAAAACCGCAUUCAUGGAGUCAAUGCGAAAUAGGAAUUGUGGCGUUUCUAUGCGUUCUAUUAAUCGCCGUCGCCACUGCUACCUACGUCGACUGCAACACCAGCCGAGACUCGAAGUUCAAGAAAGCCCACAGUGCUCUAUUUGAUUUGGUCACCGGUUUCUCGGUGACAUCAAACACACGUGCGCUGCUCAGGGUUGCCGACAAGGCUAAGCCAGACCAAUACGCACUGCAGUUUCUCCACGGAAUGCGAUUCUUCGGCAUCGUCCACAUUGUCUUGGGCCAUUGCGGUUCCAUAAUGUCUGACACGUGGUCUGGAAUGUUGAACUUGUUCACCUUGUCAGAGAGGUGGUCGUUUAUGAUCAUAACAGCCGGAUUCAGCAGCGUGGACACGUUCUUUUUUCUCAGUGGUUUUUUCCUGUGCUUCACAAUCAUGAGGCAGAAGAGAACCGGACCCAUCGUCUUCAUUAUCGGCGUUACGAGACGGUUGAUCAGGACGUGUAUUCCAAUGUUUUUCAUCAUCAUGUGCCUAUAUGCACUCGACCCGUUUAUCGACGGCCCAAACACGAAGGCGUACUUCCAAAAUCUACACAAUGAUGUGUCCUCCAACUGGUGGCGCAUAAUUCUUCAGAUCAGAAACUUUUAUACGAUAUCUGUGACAGAUGUCGUAGUGCACGUGUGGUACCUCUCGACGGAUUUCCAGCUCUUUGCUGUCUCUCUUGUGGUUCUGCUUAUACUCAAACGCCGCAAGAUCUUGAUCCUGACAACAUUCAUCUUUCUAUCUCUGCUGGGCUGCGUCGUUUCAACGUGCGUCGUGGCGGGCUUUCAUCUGCCACCAUUUAUGAUCUUUCCAGGCCCGAUUCCAGACCUCAUGCUGCGAACUCUCGACGAAUACUAUAUCCGGCCUUACUACCACGCCGUGUGCUACUUCGGCGGCUGCUUGACGUACCUCAUCCUAGAAGACUUCAGGAAGGCCAGGGUAUCUAAGAAUCUGCAACGCGUCGGCUGGUACGGGACAGUGGCCAGCACAUUGUUCUGCGUGUUCGUGAAGUUCGCCUGGUACACUAGCCCCGAUCCAGUGCCAGUGGGUGUGGCGCUCUUAGCGGCUUUCUUGGACCGCAUCCUGUGGACGCUCUUCCUCGCUUGGAUCACGCUCGCGUGCAGCACAGGCCGAGGCGGGGCCUUGACGAAGCUUCUGUCGUGGAACGCCUACGUGCCCUUGAGCAAGCUCUCCUUUGGCGUGUACCUCAUUCACGUGCCUUUCCUACACCUGUGGUUUUACUCGUCCAGAGAACGAAGGUACUGGUCGGUGUUCAAUCAGAUCACACUGCUCUUCGCACUGCUAGUCUGGAGCUUCCUACUUUCCUAUUUAGCUUUCCUCGUUUGCGAGGCUCCGACUGCUGCACUGGACAAGCUGAUAUUCACGAAGCUGACUGGAGGAAGUGGCAAAAAACAAGCAACAAUCAGCCACGAACCAACCAAUCAUGUGAAGACGCAACAUGAAAAUAAUUAUACCGAUAGUUGUGACGUCAAGACGCAGAAAAACGGAGAUGAUUGCUUCGUUUCUCGCUGCUGAACUUUCACCAAGAAUGAGACGCCAUUCAGGUUUCUCUAGUCGCACGAAAGCUGCGGUUGCUGCGCGAAUCAAUCUUGAGAAAUGGCUAACGUAUGGUGUUCCACACGGUAACAUGUUCCAACGAUGAACGUACAUUCUAUCGUUGGCUGGUUAUUACCUCUGUAGGCGAGCUGUAAAACUUACAAGGCACUUUUCCCCCACUGCUAAAAUUGAGGCACUGAGGUCACGUGUUCGCGGCGAAUGUUGCUUGUAGCGCAGUGAUCAAUGUUUUCGGUUGGUGUGUAUGGUUAGGCCUAUAUAGAAGCCGGUACUGCAUUCUUGAAACAGCUCGCAACUGUCUCAUGCAAUUCAUCACGACCACUUUGAAGCUUUGUACAAAGAAGUGUGGCAGCUUGGGCUAGUUGGGGUAGUUCCCGCGCUGCAACUAUCGGUUUGUACAAAGGUGAUGGACUUGCCCAGGACACUGAAAUUUCUCUGCUACUGUUGUCAAUAAAUUGAGACAAGAACUCCCUAAUGGGGCUUUUCACAGA